Molecule: messenger RNA, 1630 nt
Organism: Lathyrus oleraceus (garden pea)
Lineage: Eukaryota; Viridiplantae; Streptophyta; Magnoliopsida; Fabales; Fabaceae
Exons: 1
Coding region: 150-1415 (421 amino acids)
Source: RefSeq, a predicted model, not a curated record
AAUGAAUCUUUCCCAAACCCAACUAAGUAACAGCCUGUCACCUUCAGUUUCCAUACUCAAACUCAACAUACAUAACCAACCACUCUUUCUCUCACUUUCUCAUUCAAAUUUCAAUUUCAUUUCAUUUCAAUUCUCCCAAACCCUAAUCAAUGGAUCCGUGCUCCUUCGUACGGGUCCUCGUCGGAAACCUAGCAAUCAAAUCUCCGGCAUCCUCAAAUCCAUCUUUCUCCGGCAAAGUUCACCCUUCCAGUUCGCCAUGCUACUGCAAAAUCAAACUCAGAGGCGUCGAUUCACCACCGUGCCACGUGGCAACCGUUCCUCUAAUUUCAGAAUCAGAAACUCACCCUCACUCUCUCGCCGCUAGCUUCGAUUUCCCCAAAUCGCAACUCUCCAAUAUUAAAAACCCUUUCAUCAAAAUCUCCGUCUACAAAACACGAACAAAUCCUUCAUGCGUUUUCAAUUCCUCCAAAUUAUUAGGUCAAAUUUCAAUUCCACUAGAUCUCACCUUAUCGGAAUCACGACCUUGCUCUUUUCAUAACGGUUGGGUUGCUCUAACCAAAAGCAACAACAACAAAACCGAAACUCAAACUCAAGCUCAGUUAUUGCAUUUAACUAUCCGGUCCGAACCGGAUCCGCGAUUCAUUUUUCGGUUCGACGGUGAACCAGAGUGUAGUCCACAGGUUUUCCAAGUCAAAGGAGACGUUAAACAACCAGUUUUCACUUGCAAGUUCAGUUUCAGAGAUAGAAACCCGGUUCAAUUUCAUGCUGCUAAUCAUCCUAUGGUAGCGGAUCGAAAAGGAUGGUCUAUUACGAUACACGAUUUAUCCGGUUCACCGGUUGCGUGUGCGUCGAUGGUUACUCCGUUUGUUCCCUCACCCGGUUCACAACGGGUCAGUAAAUCCAACCCGGGAGCUUGGCUUAUUAUCCGACCCGAUGGUGAUGGUACAUGGAAGCCAUGGGGUCGGCUCGAGGCUUGGCGUGAGCCUGGUAACUCAAACGACGUCGGUUACCGUUUCGACGUUCUUCCGGCCACCGCUGAUCCUGUUACUCUCGCCGCGUGUACUAUUAAUUCACAGCACGGAGGUAAAUUCACUAUUGAUGUUACGCCCGGUGUUACUCCGGCGAGUACUCCACAUGGAAGCUGGGAUCUCGGAUCAGGAACGAGUUCAAGACCUGGAUCUGGAUCCGGUUCGGAUUUCUCACUAGAGAAUCAGUUUUUCUACCGAGGGUUUGUGAUGUCAGCGAGGUUUGACGGAGAAAAAAAGUGUAGUAAACCGGAGGUGGAGGUUGGUGUGAAGCACGUGACUUGUGCGGAGGAUGCUGCGGCGUUUGUUGCACUUGCAGCUGCCAUGGAUUUGAGCAUGGAUGCGUGCAAAUCAUUCUCUCAGAAACUCCGAAAAGAGUUGCGGCAGUAGAUUCGGGUUUAUGUCGUUUUGUGUUUAAUUCAUUUGUCGUUUUGAGUAUCAUUGUUUCGGUUGUUUUUAGCUAACUGUAAACUUGAGCUUCGUUUUUUUUAAUUCUGACCGUUUUUUUAGGUUAUUUUGAGUUAAUAUUGUACAGUUGAGGAAUUACUAGUAGUUGUCAACUUUUUUAGCAUUUUUGUAUGAUUAAAUAUAAAGUUUUGAAUUUA